This is a messenger RNA of Centropristis striata (black sea bass), 2521 nucleotides long. It is a transcript of the gene pecam1a, whose product is annotated as platelet and endothelial cell adhesion molecule 1a. Lineage: Eukaryota; Metazoa; Chordata; Actinopteri; Perciformes; Serranidae. The annotation marks the transcript as partial. The record is from RefSeq and is a predicted model, not a curated record. The transcript is spliced from 13 exons. Gene Ontology annotation, molecular function: transmembrane signaling receptor activity. Gene Ontology annotation, biological process: cell surface receptor signaling pathway.
UUGUGUGUGACAUUUGGACCUACAGCGUUUACCAUAGACGCCGUGGGCCUGACAGUCCUACCCAGCAGUACGGUAGAGAGCGGGACGCCGGUGACCCUGCACUGCCAGGUCAAAGUCAGUCACUCCAACAUCCCUGACCUGACACACACUUUCCAAAUCACACGGGACGACUUCCCCAUCCACACCUCCACCACCACAGAAGACUUAGUCCAGUAUGAGCUCAACCCGGCCAGGGCGGCGGACUCUGGAAGUUAUGAGUGUCGUGUCACAGUCAAGGGCAAGAGCAAAAAAAGCUACAGCCAGAAACUGGACGUCACAGGCCUGCAGACCCCCAUUCUGUAUCUGGAAAAGACUGAACCCUAUGAGAGUGAGGAGUUCACCGCCUCCUGCAGCGCUCCGGAGGAGAAAGGAAACCUCAUCUUCCGGUUUUACCAGAAAUUUAGGAACAGAGAUGUCCAGAAGAUAAAGCAGCCAGCAUCCACUGGGAACUCCUCAGAGACCACACUGGUCCUGAGGACGAUUGGAGACAGCCUCCUGUACUGUGACUAUGAGGUCAACUUGGUUUCUGGGGCCAGACGCUCCAACCACAGCGACGAGAUCACAGUGAUAGUCAAAGGACUCUUCAUUACCCCGAUCAUUAAUGUGCUGCCCGCCAAACAAGUCUAUGAGGGUGAGAUAAUAGAAGUGGUCUGUAAAGUGGUAAAUCCACCGAAGGACAUCGAAGUGUUCCUGACGAAGGACGGCAGGAUCCUUAAACAAGCCUCAUACAGCAGCCUCAGUCAUCGAUUCACUGCUCGGGAAGGCGACUCUGGAGAGCUCGUGUGCAAGGCAGAGUGGCGCAAAGAGUUGCAGAAAGAAACCUAUGAGACCAUCACAGUCAAAGAGCUGUUUUCAAAGCCACGACUGACUGUGAAUCCCAUGGACAUAUUUGAGGAAGACAACAUCAAAUUGACCUGCUCCGUCUCCAUUUAUGUUCCUGAGAAAAUCAGCAAUGAAAGCGUGCAGUUCUCCAUCUACAAAAACAACAUCAAAGUCACCAACACAGACACAUACGUCACUUUGGCAGACCCUUCAAAAAACGGCAACUACACCUGUAAAGCCCAUGCUUCUUCUCUCACACACAGCUUUGUGAAAGAAAGCCGUAGAGUUGUUGUUAAAGCAAAAGUUCCUGUUUCUAAGCCCAUGCUGAGUGUGGUGGGGGGUACGCUGGUGCUGGGUAAGAGCUUCCAGGUGCUGUGUCACAGCGACAGAGGCGCUCUGCCCAUCGUCUACACCCUGCACGGCCCUGACAGGAUGCCUGAGCAGAGGGUGGUGAGCAGGCCGGGGGAACAGGCCGUCUUUAACUGCUCGGCCGUCUACAAGACUUCAGACUUGAAAAAAUUCCUGUGUCAUGCAAAAAACAGUCAGAACCAUCCUCCCAUGACAGGAUUAGGGCAGCAGCUGCUACAAGCAAAAAUCAUAGAGCCUGUGUCAAAACCAGUGCUGACCAUCGUCCCCAGUGUGGAGGACAUCUCCGAGGGCCAGGACGUGACUCUCAUCUGCUCUGUUAAGAGUGGCACACUUCCCAUCACCUUCACCUGGCACCACACUGAGACGGAGGGACCUCUCGCCCCCCAGGUCUCCGAGAAAAUGGAAGGAUCGUACAGCAUCAGCAAUAUCAGAGGAGAUCACAGAGGGGGAUACUACUGUGUGAGCACCAACCCAGCUAACGAAACCAGAAAGAGCCAGACUGUCAUGAUCGGAGUGAAGAUGGCUGGCUGGAAGAAAGGUGUUAUCGCUGUUAUUGUCUUCUGCAUCCUGCUCAUUCUGGCUCUGAGCUUCAUUUUGGCCUUUAAAAGACGUCUCCUUCUAUUCAAGAGGAAAAGAACUGGCGAGCUGUCAGUGAAGUCAGCCAGCACCAAAUCGGAGCGGCUGAGCCUCACCCAGGCCGAGGCCAACCAGGCUGCCAAUGUCACUCCAGGCAUGAUGGGAAAGAGUGUUUGGAGUGAACAUGCAUCAGGCUCUGAGUCUGAGGACCAGGUUAGUGUGAGCGUUCCAGAAAAGCAGCCAGAAUACACCGAGGUGCAAACCAGACCUGCAGAUCCUAACAGAGCUCCGGUGAAAAAGGGGACCGACACGGUGUACAGCGAAGUGCGGAACUCCAAACAAGGUGUUCCAGAGCCGGCUGAUGGUCAGGGGUCAGUGGAGUAUGCACAGCUGAAUCAUGAUACAAAUCCCCACAGUGACCAGAGUAACCAUGGCGACCACACUGUCCAGGAUGACUACAUAGAUGAGAUUGACGACAGUGUCCACAUCAACACCGCCGACCACGGGGAAUGAAAACACGAGCUGAUGCCAGACCGCUAACUGACCAACAAGAAUAUUUAUUCCCUUAUUUAUCCGGCUCGUUAACGCAGCUGGAGUCUUUUAUUCUGAAAGGCCUUAAACGGCUCUAAGCAUUUAUGUACUUUUUUGUAUUUUUAUAACACUUUGAAAGAAACAAACCGCAUUGUAAAUUCACUCGCUUUGUCUUUGAAGGGCA